Dentiscutata erythropus is the source of this 630-nucleotide messenger RNA. NCBI's taxonomy places the organism in Eukaryota, Fungi, Glomeromycota, Glomeromycetes, Diversisporales, Gigasporaceae. The record is from the annotation of a GenBank genome assembly.
AUGUUUGAGAAGAGAAACUGGAAAAAUUUAACUGAUAUCGUAAUGAAGUCUACAAAAAUGAAUAGUGAUGAGUAUAGCAACAAAAAUCAAGCAGAAAGACAGAGCAAAUUAAGAGUAUACAUCCCUUUGAUGAAGCUUGUUGAAAAAGAUGAAAACAAUGUACCUGCCUGGUGCUUGAAUAUCGACAAAGAUGAUAGCUUUGGAAAAACUAGCUUAGAUAAAAGAGCUGAAGUUGAUGCUAAGGUCAAGGAUGGCACUAAUAGUAAUGUAGAUAAAAAUGAGGAAACUGUUAUUAAUGUUGAAAAUUGUAACCAUCACGUAAUAGAAGUCGAUGGAGGUGUUAAUUCGAAUAAACAAUAUGGUCAUAAAUGUCUUAAUGAUAAAUUAAAUGAUCUUGAAUGUGAUGUAAAAGAGGCACGAAAUAUUGAACUUGGAAGUGAUAACUUGAUGAAAGGUAGCAAGAUGAUGAAUAGUAUGGUGUUGACAAAGUGUUGCAUUAUGAAUCCAGCGUGGUUGUCCAAUUUAAGCCGUAGAAUAAAUAGAGUUGCUUUGAAUGCUAUGAGCAUUGAAAAUGUGAGGAUGAAAGAUUGCCUUGAUAAGGAUUAUGAUUCAGAUAAUCCUUAUCUUUAA